AUGCAGGUGAAUAACUACGGGCGAAUUAACUCGCCCGGCGAUGAUAUCCGUGUAGCCAUGGCGAAGGGCGCAAGGAGGGCGGAAAGAUCUACCGCCGCCUCCGAAGCGAGCUAUGACGGGGACGACGGCGACGAAGAACACGGCGACGACGCCGAGGAGGAUUGGCCAGAGAACGGCCACGACGACAGCGCUUCGGGGGACGAAUUACCUCCUGCCGACAUCGAGGAUGACGAAUGGUGGAAUCGGCCCGUCGGGAGUGACGACGAAGUAGAAGAGUGGCGGGCUGGUGAUUCGGACAACGAUGGAGGUGCCGAUGCUGAUGACAAGGUUGCCACGGAGGGGUUUGCUGAUGCCGUCUUAUUUGACGGUGAAAGCGAGGACGACGACCCAUGGUGCAUAGUGGCGGACGACGAUGUUCCGCUCUUGAAGCGGAGGCUGCGCCAUCGCCUACAGUCCAAGCCGAAGCGUGCCCGCGUGGUGCUCUCUGACGACCACACUCCGGGGAUGGAGCGCCGCCCGAUACUCACCGCUGCAGAGAAGGGUAAAACCAAGGUCGCGGAAGCCCCUCCUAAUGCCACUGUUCGUCGCCGCACAAGCAACAAGAAGCGGAAAACCGACGGCGACCCUGGAUCCAGCAAGGGUGCUGCUAAGAAGAAGGUGAAGAAGACGCCAAAUCCGGACGACAUCGUGGUCAACGAGACGCUGGGCAGCGACGAUGAAUACGCGGAAGCGGCGGGCCCGAUUCCUUCAUUCCCUGAGAAGCCCACGCCGAAAGACCCCACCCUCCAUAAUCCCAACACCCGCCCACCUUCCCCUCGCAGCAAGGACACUACGAAAAGGCGACGCGGAUGGACGGUCAUCAUUGACGCGUUCCGCCACUGUGGGAUUUCAAGCAAGCUGGACGGAACGGAGAACCACCUGGUGAUGUCGCAUCUGCGCGCCAAGAGCACCACCGACGUAUCCGAGGACAUGUGCCUCGGGGGGACCACAGGCGACAACACGCGCCUGCUUGGUCAGGCUCCAGAGGAGGAGGAGGAGGAGGAGGAGGAGGAGGAGGAGGAGGAGGAGGAGGAGGAGGAGGAGGAGGAGGAGGAGGAGGAGGAGGAGGAGGAGGAGGAGGAGGAGGAGGAGGAGGAGGAGGAGGAGGGGAUGCAGGGCGAGGGCGUGAGGGAGGUGGCCGUGGCAACUGGCCUGGAGGUGCUGUACCAGGAGACCCCCAACUACCGCGGAGCGGCGGCCGAGGCUGACCGCAUGAUCGAGCCUGGGGAGACGGCUAGGCAUGUCUGGCGAGUGCCAGAUUUGGGAGUUAGAGAGCCUGUUGUUAGUGCAGGUGAGGAGGCGGUGACUGAAGGGGUCUAG
Molecule: messenger RNA, 1359 nt
Organism: Closterium sp. Yama58-4
Lineage: Eukaryota; Viridiplantae; Streptophyta; Zygnematophyceae; Desmidiales; Closteriaceae
Source: the annotation of a GenBank genome assembly